AUGUCAACAGAAAAGCAAAACGUCAGCUCAAAAAACCCUCAGCAGAAGGGUCUAUUUAAAGUCUCGAAAGGUCCUAAAGAAGAAAAACAGAUAUUCUCUGAUAAGGAAUUCAAAGGUCUGUUAAUGAGCGGGGCGUACAGGUGCUUCUGGAACAGAAUUUUUUUAACUGGUCCAUUUGGUGUGGGGAAAACUAGUUUAGCUAAAAUUUUAGUUGGAGAUGAGGCUCCAGAAGAACGGAAAUCUACGGAUGGAACCAUAUUGAAUGCCACAGUUCAAAGCUUACUUAGGAGUAAAGAAGUGACAGCUACAGUAGGUGCUGAUAAAUCAGUUAAUGAUAAAGAAGAUCUCGAUACAGUAAAACAAAGCGAGGAGACGAAGAAUCAAGAUGUUGUAACCUCUAUUCCGGAUGCAGGUGAAGUAACACAUAGCGGGAACAAGUCAAAACCAGGUGCUCUUAAAUCUCAGGACAAUAUUCCACAUGCUGUCAAAAAGAAGUCAAAGUUCCAAGCAUUCCUCGAUCUCCCAAAUCGAUUACAGAAAGCAUUUAAAGGUAAAACGCCCUCACAUAUCGAAACUGCAGAUGGUAGAAGUGCAAAGAUGGACGAAACGAACAGAGACGAAAACUUGACUGUCAUAGACAUGUCAGAAGAGGCAAUAAUUGAGCUUGUCCGUUCUCAAUGUACUCUAGGACAGUACGAAAUGGUAAUAGUACCUAUAGACCUGUGGGAUUUUGGUGGUCAGAAAAUCUACCAUAUGACUCACCAGCUAUUCAUAACUAGUAGGGGGACAUUCCUGUUGAUCUUCAAUGGCAGCAGAGAUAUACACGAAGACAUACCAGAUUAUACAGAACUCCCCGGAUGUCAGGGGCUAAGAAACACAGCAGUAUAUCUUAUCCAUUGGGUCAAUUCCGUUCUCACGUAUUGCAAGAUUUAUGUAAACAAUGCGUACCCGAAAAUUGUAUGUGUGGCAACCCACAAAGAUCUGGGUGAUGUUGAAGAACAGAGAACCUCAUUAGAAAACUCAAUCGAAGAACUCUUUCAAAACCAUGGAGGAAAAAAUCAUCUUGAAUACAAACCACUUAUCUUUGUUAAUGCAAGAAACAAGGAUGACAAAGAAAUAACCACAUUAAAGAAAUUGUUAGUAGACGUUGCAUUAGACCAUCCUCACUGUGGAGAAUUUAUGCCAACAAAGUUUGUACCCCUGGAACUUCAACUAGCAAGAAAAGUAGAGAAAAACAAGAAAAUACUUACAAUGGAUGAACUGAAUGACAUGAACAAGCAGAACGACAAAAUGGCUUUGACCCCUGUUCAACUUAAAUCGUUUCUAAAGGUUAACCAUGCUCUGGGAAAACUGAUCUAUUUUGAUGAAGCUUGCCUUAAAGACAACAUUAUAAUAGAUCCUGUGUUUUUGGUGGAUGUACUACGUUCCAUUGUCACUGAUGACCAGUUUUGGCCAGAUCACCUCAAACAAAUACUAAAAGCUCUCAAAGAAAGCGGAAAACUGUUGAAAACAGACUUACAUGAAAUUUGGAAGCAAGACUGUUUUCGUGAGAUCUGGGCACAUAAUGAUUACAUAGUGGACAUGUUGGUUCAUUUGGACAUUAUUUGCAGACAAAAAGACGAUGAAGAUGGAUCGGAGUUUUUUUUGGUGCCAUGCAUGAUUAGUACCAAAAGAGAAGAGAGACCACAGAUAGACCAUGACAGAAGCCUCGUUCUGGCUUACAGGUUUAAGGAGGAAGUUGUACCACCAGCUAUUUUGUACAGAUGCAUUGCCACUUUCAUAUCAAUAUGGAAGUUACGUGUCAGUGCCAAAUCCAGUCGGCUGAUGAUAUUUACAGACAGUGCUGAUGUAAGAAUUGACAGGGACCAUGAUAUGAGAUUUGACAUUCAGGGAAACAGAUUCAUUGUUUCCCUCAUACACAAAGACACCAAAAUCUCCAUUAUACCAACAAUUGCAUCUACAGCCCAGGAAUGUCUAACACAUGCUAUCACAAACAUUUCUAAUUUCUAUUUCUCAGUUUCUGAAGAUUCUGAUUGCACUAGAGAUUUGCCGUUUAAUAUUCAGAUGGGUAUUGCUUGUGGAUCAGACCUUUGUUUUUUUGACCACACAUUGUCAUCAAAUAUGGAAUGGACAUGUCCAGAACACAAGACAAAACACAAAACAAAAGAUGUGUCAAUAUGGUUUGCAGACAAGUUACAUACACAAGAUGACAGGUGCCCUGCAGAUUGUACUGGCUUAGACAAAGUAUGGUUAGACCGUCAGCCUGAGGACAAACAUCUUGGAAGACUAGCAGCUAAACUAACACAUGAAGACACAAGGAAAAUAUAUAUGCGUUUACAGGAAGUCGAACCAUCUCUGCAAUGGGACAUUAUAAACGAAUCGAGCAAGAGAGAAGGGUUCUACAUAAAAGUUAAUGCUCUAUAUGAAUGGAAGGAUAGUUCAAAAUAUGCCUCAUUUAACCAGCUGCAACAGAGUCUGAAAGAUGAAGAUAUAAACAUCCACAAAUUAUGUCAGAUUUCAAGAGAGGUUCAAAAAGAGUUUGAUCAACCAAUAGACAAGUUGAAACUUAAACCAUCAGAUUCCAAUAUACAACAAUUACCUGAUCAUAUUGGUAACAAAACAUUCCAGCUUGGAAUAGAGCUUGGACUUUCUGUUGUUCAGAUGCAACAGAUUGAAAGCAAUCAUGUGACCAAUCUUCGUAGCCAAACAGAGGAGGUCCUUAACAAAUGGAGGAGACUUCCAGAAGCUACCUAUGAAGUUUUAGAGAAAGCCCUCCAUCGUCUUAGAUUAUCUCGCGUUUUAUCCUACUUAACAUAUGAAGAAGAAUUAGAGGAACAAGUGAAAAGAAAAUUAGAUGAGGAAGUGGAAGCAGAAUUGGAGGAGGCAGUGGUAGUGAGAUUAGAGGAGGAAUUGACAGAUGACAGACGCAGCAUAGAACAACACGUUAGACAAGAUGAUCAGAAUAAAGCCUUGCUUCAUGACGUCAUUCAUAGGGAAGAACCUACCUAUACUGUGUUUAUUGAUGCACUCCGAACAAGUGGAUACACAGAUCUAGCGAAUGAACUGAAAAGUAAUGGACAGGAAGAAGGCUCAAGUGCAGCUAUAGUACAAACUGAAAACAUAGAAAAUAAAGUUAAAACAUCUGCCGAGGGUUAUGCUGUUACUAAUUAUCGUAAUGCUGUUACUGAUUAUGGUUAUUCUGUUACUGAUGAUGGUUAUGGUGUUACUGGUUACGGUUAUGAUGUUACUUUUAUCAGAUAUAGUGCUGACAAUGAAAUAUUCUCAGAAGGUACACAACAAGGCUGUAACAGGAGAGGACACUGA
Mytilus trossulus (common blue mussel) is the source of this 3324-nucleotide messenger RNA. RefSeq lists its product as uncharacterized. The transcript is spliced from 14 exons. Gene Ontology annotation, molecular function: protein binding. Gene Ontology annotation, biological process: signal transduction. NCBI's taxonomy places the organism in Eukaryota, Metazoa, Mollusca, Bivalvia, Mytilida, Mytilidae. The coding region runs from base 1 to 3324 and encodes 1107 amino acids. The record is from RefSeq and is a predicted model, not a curated record.